Messenger RNA from Sander lucioperca (pikeperch), 1501 nucleotides. RefSeq names its product regulatory factor X-associated ankyrin-containing protein (gene rfxank). Gene Ontology annotation, biological process: regulation of transcription by RNA polymerase II. The transcript is spliced from 9 exons. The coding region runs from base 256 to 960 and encodes 234 amino acids. Gene Ontology annotation, cellular component: nucleus. Gene Ontology annotation, molecular function: protein binding. The record is from RefSeq and is a predicted model, not a curated record. Lineage: Eukaryota; Metazoa; Chordata; Actinopteri; Perciformes; Percidae.
GCAGUCUGUAGAGAGCCACUGACGGCUCGUUAGCUAGCACGUACAUGCUCUCCGUGAAUUUGUCAGUCACUGUAGAAUCAAAGAAGUACAGACACAUGCAGAGAAUACCUGACCAGUGUUCGAAAAAGAAAGAAAAACAGAAGGAAACAUCCAACAGCAUGGGACAUGAACAAACAGCGAUGUAAACAUAGCAUUAGCUUAGCGGCUAAGGCGAGCUAACAGCUACUAGCUUCGUUGCAAGGUGAACAAUGAGUGAUGAUGCAGGCCAGAGGUGAUGAAGAGGUUGCAGAUGGCCAAAAUAUUCGGCCAUCUAACGCGAAUGUUUGUCCUUCCGAGUCCAGAGAUGAGAGGUCCAAUGUGUCUCCAGAAAACAUUGAUGUGGAUGAAGAGGGUUUGUUCAUACACCCCACCACUCUGACCAACAAGCAGCGUGGGAAUGAGGUUACAGUACGCCCAGCAACAUUAGACUCUCUGUCUAUACACCAGUUGGCAGCUCAAGGUGAGGUUUCACAAGUGGCUGCACACCUGAGUAAAGACAGUUCACUGCUGAGCAAACAGGAUGAACGGGGCUUUACGCCUCUCAUGUGGGCAGCAGCGUUUGGAGAGAUAGCAGUGGUGGAUUUUCUCUUGGAAAAGGGCGCAGACCCCAAAGCAAUUGCGAGAGAGCGAGAGAGUGCCCUGACACUGGCCAGCUCUGGGGGUUAUGUGGACAUUGUCGAGGCUCUUCUCAGACAUGGAGUAGACAUUAACACUUACGACUGGAACGGUGGGACUCCUCUUCUUUAUGCUGUACGAGGGAACCACAUCAAAUGUGUAGAGGCACUCUUGGCCAAAGGGGCUGACAUGACCAUUGAGUCUGACUCUGGGUACAGUCCAAUGGCUUUGGCUGUUGCCCUUGGACACAAAAAGAUUCAGAAAGUGUUGGAGGACCAUAUUCUGAAACUCUACAAGCCAACAUGACACUGGUUAAAGUCAAUAACUGGAAAUCUGGGCUCACACACUUGAUCUCAGAUCUGCAACCAGCUUUCAUCGAUGGUGAGAUGACCAAGACUUCUGUCACAAUAACAAGACAUUGUAAUAGAUCAGUUUAUAUGCAGAGACAUUUAAAAUAAAAUGCAACAUUGUGCAGCAGAAUUAUUUUGUUUGGCUGAAGGACAGCAAAAAAGGACUGUGAACCGAGUUUUAAUAAAAAUUUAUUUUUAUAAUGUGUGUUCCACUGGAAUGGCGCUUCAACUUAAAGGCACAAUAUAAGUUCAGAAAGCAUCAUUACAAGUGCUCUUAUAAUCACAAGAAACACAUUAAAUCUGCAAUUAAGAUUUGGACUCUGUGCCAAGCCUUCUGUGUUUGAGUAAUGAAGAGUGAUAUGGCUGUACAGAUCCCCCGAAAGCAUCCAUACCAAAAAAGGCCACAUUCACAUCAGUUCAUGAGGUGGCAGCACAGAUGACAUGUUUCCCAAGUGCCACCACACCAUCCUGCAUUUUACUCAGGAGUCAUUUCCUCU